UUCGUCGUUAGUUAGGGCGGUACUUGACCGGACCAAGCCCCAUUCGGCGUGUUGUGGUGCAGCCUCGCCGCGCUAACCCGUCUCGUAAAUCAAGCCACCGCUUCGCUUUUCCAUUCGUGGUUUACUGCUUACCCCAACACACUCACGCGUUCUUCUGUUUCGGGGCAAUUUGGAAAAGCUAGAGAGGGCAGUGGCUGUGCUGCGAAACCGAAUCGUUGCCCGUGGCAAAGAACGCGCAGACCAGGAUGGAAUGUUUGGGCUGGGCGCUGAGUGGGGCGACUUGGGAGUCGUCCCUAAACACGCAACACGAUCCAAGGGAAGUGGCGCAGCGACCGCCAGACCUUCAGCAGCACCUUCCCUCCUUGGGAGUGUGCCUGUGAUGCGGUUGCCCAGAGUGCCCAGGUUCGAUGCAUCACGACGCUCUUUUUGGUCGUCACGGUUAGUGUACGCAUCAUUAGUUUGUGUUUUCCGAUUCCGCGGAACAACCAAACGGCCCCUCCUGCGCGGCAGCGUUGCAUCAAAGAUGCUCGCGUUUCAAGUCAACAAGAGCAGUCUGCACCUGGUUUCCAGUUCCAGCUUUGCACCGGCUUCGGCUUCCGUUUACCUGGGCUCUGGGACCCGUGCCGUCCCGGGGCGGCAUCAUCCAAGAAAGAUCGCCGUGAGAAACGCCCGAGUUCAAUGCGCGCCACUAAAUGGCCGAAAAGUCGGCUGGCAACGCAGGCAUGUAGCGAAUGAGGUCCCAGGGCGACCUCUCUACUCGGGUUUCCAGCUGCCCACAGGGAGCCUCACCAAGCCAGACGCAGUAAUAUGCUCGUCGGGUCUCCCGUUGGAGUGGGUCUUGAUUGACCGCUCUGACCUCCCCGCCGACUCACCUCCUGUCCUCGCUCUGUCUCCCUGUUGGCUGCCGCGAGGAAACCACGGCGUUCUCGCCGGUGAGACUGAUUUGCUGGAAAGGUCAGCCCAACCGCAAGGUAGGUGUAGGACACCUCUCCCUCAGUUGGAACCUCCCUAGGCGAGUAACCCUUUUCUGGAUUUUGGUCAACCCCAUGAGAUCUACCAAGUAUUGUUCGCCUUG
Messenger RNA from Chaetomium fimeti, 1075 nucleotides. RefSeq lists its product as uncharacterized. The coding region runs from base 251 to 1012 and encodes 253 amino acids. Lineage: Eukaryota; Fungi; Ascomycota; Sordariomycetes; Sordariales; Chaetomiaceae. The transcript is spliced from 2 exons. The record is from RefSeq and is a predicted model, not a curated record.